GUGACCAUUGUGGUUAUUAAUAUAGUCGCCUUAUAGUGAAAAAUUACGUAAGCGCCAUUUAUUUAUUUAGCAUGGAUGAAGUGAAGCAGUUCACGCGGGGGGACGUGGCGACCUGCACGGGCCGAGGAGGCGGCCCGCUGUGGAUCAUCAUACGGGACUCUGUCUAUGACGUCACCAGCUACGUCAACGAGCACCCCGGCGGCGUCGACGCGCUGCAGGACCGCGCCGGCAGAGAUGGCACCACGGACUUCAAUGACGUAGGCCACAGCUCCGACGCCAAGGCCAUCCUCGCCAAGUACAAGAUCGGAGAGCUGGUCGAGGAGGAUAAACACUACGAUGCUAAUGGCAAGAAAAAAAAGCGGGUGGUAGCCGCCCAGCCCGAAGGAGACUCCAGGGGUUGUUUGAACAUCGUCACAUGCGGUCUAUUAGGUAUGGGUGACGUGAAGCAGUUCACGCGGGCAGACGUGGCGACAUGCACUGGUAAAAAUGGAAGCCCACUGUGGAUGAUCAUCAAGGACUCCGUGUAUGAUGUCACUGACUACCCAAAUGAGCACCCUGGCGGCCCAGACACGGUUGUGAAAUCCGGCGGGAAAGACGCCACUAAAGACUUCCGCGGCCACAGCUCUGACGCCAAGAUCAUCCUCGCCAAGUACAAGAUCGGAGAGCUGAUCGAGGAGGAAAAACACUACGAUGCCAAUGGUAAAAAGAAAAAAAAUGUUGUGGCUGCUCAGCCCGAGGGUGGUUCUAGGAGUUGUAUGAGCAUCGUCACAUGCGGUCUAGCAGGGUAGACAGUGAGCACUGAACAGGCCUAACAUGACAAAACCCACGGGGACAGUGAAGAGUUGGAAAUCUCAUAAGUUAGGUAUAUUAUGAUCCAAACUUAAGUAACUACUGUUAUAAAUAUAAAAGUAACUAGUUCUGUAACCUUCCUAGGGAUAUAUUACUACAAACAUGUAGAAAAUGUAUGGAGAAAAACUGUAUAUGUAUGGUAAAAUUGAUGUGUCAUUUUGAUAUUAACCUCACGACGCUCUAACCCGGAACGUGUUAAGGGAUAUUAUGCAUUAAUCAAAUGAAAUCAAAUCUUACACUAAACAGAACUUAAUUUUGACAAUCAGACAUAGCACAUGAAUACAUUACAACUUGGGCCUCCUGAUAAUCCUGAUUGUAAUGUAAUUUACGGAGAAAAAAUAAAUAAAAAUAAAG
Molecule: messenger RNA, 1203 nt
Organism: Pectinophora gossypiella (pink bollworm)
Lineage: Eukaryota; Metazoa; Arthropoda; Insecta; Lepidoptera; Gelechiidae
Exons: 7
Coding region: 72-788 (238 amino acids)
Cellular component (GO): intracellular membrane-bounded organelle; membrane
Molecular function (GO): heme binding
Source: RefSeq, a predicted model, not a curated record